This is a messenger RNA of Oncorhynchus nerka (sockeye salmon), 2289 nucleotides long. RefSeq names its product C-C chemokine receptor type 6-like. Gene Ontology annotation, biological process: immune response; cell chemotaxis; calcium-mediated signaling. The transcript has 4 exons. Gene Ontology annotation, molecular function: C-C chemokine receptor activity; C-C chemokine binding. Lineage: Eukaryota; Metazoa; Chordata; Actinopteri; Salmoniformes; Salmonidae. The record is from RefSeq and is a predicted model, not a curated record. The coding region runs from base 265 to 1389 and encodes 374 amino acids. Gene Ontology annotation, cellular component: external side of plasma membrane; membrane.
CUCCCAGUAAAUACACAACCAACCACACUGAACCUCUGUGUCCACCUCCCCACCACACAAACAAACAGUAACUUCAGUCUGCCAAGAGAGCCAGGUAGCCUGUUGUUGUUCUAGGCAUCGUAGUUUACAGGAUUGACCAGCCUUUUUGUCUGAUUUAAUUUGGAGGACUUUAUUUUGGAGAAAACCUGGCCAGAAAGUACUUCAUCAAUUGUUUUGUAUCCCAGCAACCUGUUCUCCCAACGACUUUUCCACAGGUGAUAAACCAUGAAUGAGACGUUCACAGAGGCAUAUGAUUAUGACAUCACAGAAAACGACACUAAAGAUUAUCCAGAUGAUAACGAAUAUAUCUGUAACCUGAAUCCCAACCGUGAUAUGGAGAUAGUCAUACAGACCUACUUCCAUUCCUUCAUCUGUGCAUUCGGUUUCUGUGGCAAUGCAUUGGUGAUAGUCACAUAUGCCUUCUACAAGAAAGCCAAGACCAUGACGGACGUGUACCUUCUGAACGUGGCGGUGGCAGACCUGCUCUUCAUCGUGGCCCUACCUCUCAUAAUUUACAAUGAGCAGCAUGACUGGAGCAUGGGCUCAGUGGCCUGCAAGGCUUUGAGAGGAGCCUACAGUAUCAACCUGUACAGUGGCAUGCUCCUGCUGGCCUGCAUCAGUGGAGACCGUUACAUCUCCAUCGUCCAGGCCAGGCGCUCCUUUGGCCUCCGGUCCAAGAACCUGAUCUAUAGCCGCCUAAUCUGUACAGCCAUCUGGGCUCUGGCCAUAGCCCUGUCUGUCCCCACAGUCAUCUACAAUGAGCGGGUUGAGGAGACCAUCUUGCUGGAAGGGACUAUAACCGUGUGUCAGGAGCAGUUCCAAAGUAACAGGACCGCCCGGCUGAUGAAGGUGCUGGUGCCUAGCCUGCAGGUGGCCAUGGGGUUCUUCCUGCCCCUCCUGGCCAUGGUCCUCUGCUAUGCCAGCAUCCUAUGGACCCUACUGAGGGCCCAAAGCACCCAGAGACACAAGGCGGUUCGUGUGAUCCUAGCCGUGGUGUUGGUCUUCAUCGUGUGCCACCUGCCCUACAAUGUGGUGCUACUCUACCACACGGUGGCGCUGUUCCAGCAGAGGGAGUGUGAGGUAGAGAAGAUUAUCCUUACCACCCUCACCAUCACCAGGAGCCUGGCCUACCUCCACUGCUGCCUCAACCCCAUCCUGUAUGCCUUCAUCGGGGUCAAGUUCAGGAGCCACUUCAGGAAGAUCCUGGAGGACCUGUGGUGCAUGGGCAGGAAGUACAUCUACCCAUCUGGACGCUCCUCACGCAUGACCUCUGACCUCUAUAUCCCAGCACACAAGUCCACCGACGGAUCCAACAAAUCCAACAAGAAUGUCUCGUCGUUUACCAUGUGAACAUGGGAGUAGGUAGAGAUUGCCUCCAAUUACUAUCGGUGAUAAAUCAAGUAGUGAUUUAUAUUCUGUGUACAGUGUGAGUAUUUGUUUGCUACUGUAUCUACAUAAUUUACCUAUAGUAUUUGCUGUAUUAAUCCAAUUGAAUGCUCAUCGCUACUCUAAUUACAGAUAAAAGCCGGGCAUUUUACCAGAGAAUUUUAGAACAUGGACACUGUCUCGUUGGCCUAACGUUAUAUUCUAUUUUGACUUUGGUGCAGGUCAUGUUGUUCUUCACGUUACCAUCUCUGGUAGAUACAUACUACAGUCUAUCAAAUAAAAUCUGUUAAUUUCUCACAUGAACAGGAUACAGAAGGUGUGGUGAAAUGGUUACUUGCAUAGUGGAGUCUUUUGUUUAGACAUGUACUGUAGCUAGCUAGUUAGCUAGCUAAACAAUGAAGCAUAAUCCCAACUCAAAACAUUACUACCCUGCAUGACACACACACACACACACACACACACACACACACACACACACACACACACACACACACACACACACACACACACACACACACACACACACACACACACACACACACACACACACACACACACGAUGACAUAUGCACUAUACACACACAUGGAUUUAGUACUGUAGAUAUGUGGUAGUGGUGGAGUAGGGGCCUGAGGGCACACAGUGUGUUGUGAAAUCUGUGAAGGUAUUGUAAUGUUUUUAAAAUUGUAUAAACUGCUUUAAUUUUGCAGGACCCCAGGAAGAAUAGCUGCUGCUUUGGCAGAAUUAGAAAUGUAUAAUAUCUGAAAAUGCAGUUACAGUAGCUAGAAUAUCUUACCUUUAUAAAUGAAUGGAUGCUUCUCCCUCUCUGUCACGGAUGCUAUGGUUGCAGAUGUAUAAAACACUUG